AUGGUUUCUAGCCUGCUUCCAAAUCCCACCUCAGCCGAGUGCUGGGCAACACUCCUACAUGAUCAUAUGACUCUUGAUAUGGACGCAGUCCUGUCAGACUUUGUUCGGUCCACAGGGGCAGAACCUGGUCUGGCCAGAGACCUGCUGGAAGGCAAAAACUGGGACCUGACGGCCGCUCUGAGCGACUAUGAGCAGCUCCGACAGGUGCACACAGCCAACCUGCCGCAUGUGUUCAAUGAGGGGAGGUGUCCCAAGCAGCCGGAGCGAGAGCCGCCCCAGCCUGGGCACAAGGUGGAGCGGCCCUGCUUGCAGAGGCAGGAUGAUAUUGCCCAAGAAAAACGCCUUUCCAGGGGGAUCUCCCAUGCCAGCUCAGCCAUCGUCUCCCUGGCCCGCUCCCAUGUGGCAAGUGAAUGCAACAACGAACAGUUCCCCCUGGAGAUGCCGAUCUACACCUUCCAGCUGCCGGACCUGAGCGUGUACAGCGAGGAUUUCCGGAGCUUCAUCGAGCGGGACUUGAUCGAGCAGGCAACGAUGGUCGCCUUGGAGCAGGCAGGUCGCCUCAACUGGUGGUCCACUGUGUGCACGAGCUGUAAACGGCUUCUUCCUCUGGCCACUACAGGGGAUGGGAACUGCCUUUUACAUGCCGCCUCUCUGGGAAUGUGGGGGUUUCAUGACCGGGACCUGGUGUUGCGGAAAGCUCUAUACACCAUGAUGAGGACGGGGGCCGAACGGGAAGCCCUGAAGCGGAGGUGGAGAUGGCAGCAGACACAACAGAACAAAGAGUCAGGGCUGGUGUACACAGAGGAGGAAUGGGAGCGGGAGUGGACGGAGCUGCUGAAGCUGGCCUCCAGCGAGCCACGCACGCAUUUCAGCAAGAACGGCGGCACGGGUGGCGGUGUGGACAACUCUGAGGACCCUGUGUAUGAGAGCCUGGAAGAGUUCCAUGUUUUCGUCUUAGCCCAUAUAUUAAGAAGACCAAUCGUUGUUGUGGCAGAUACAAUGUUAAGAGACUCAGGUGGAGAAGCAUUCGCACCGAUCCCAUUCGGGGGGAUCUACCUGCCCUUGGAGGUCCCUCCCAACAGGUGCCACUGCUCACCUCUGGUUCUGGCUUAUGAUCAAGCGCAUUUCUCUGCCCUCGUGUCCAUGGAACAGAGAGACCAGCAAAGAGAACAAGCCGUAAUUCCUCUGACGGAUUCUGAGCACAAGCUGCUGCCUCUGCACUUUGCAGUGGACCCCGGCAAGGACUGGGAGUGGGGGAAAGACGACAACGACAACGCCCGGCUGGCCCACCUCAUCCUGUCACUGGAAGCCAAGCUGAACCUUUUACACAGCUACAUGAAUGUGACUUGGAUCCGGAUCCCCUCGGAGACCCGGGCGCCCCUGGCGCAGCCAGAGUCCCCUACGGCCUCCGCGGGGGAGGACGUGCAGUCCCUGGCCGACUCGCUGGACUCAGACCGCGACUCAGUGUGCAGUAAUUCCAACAGCAAUAACGGCAAGAAUGGCAAGGAGAAGGAGAAGCAGCGCAAGGAGAAGGACAAGACCCGCGCGGACUCGGUGGCCAACAAGCUGGGCAGCUUCAGUAAGACGCUGGGCAUCAAGCUGAAGAAAAACAUGGGCGGCCUCAGCGGCCUGGUGCAUGGCAAAAUGGGCCGUGCCAACUCAGCCAACGGCAAGAACGGGGACGCGGCCGAGCGCGGCAAGGAGAAGAAGGCCAAGUCGCGCAAGGGCAGCAAGGAGGAGUCAGGAGCGUCGGCCAGCACGUCGCCAUCGGAGAAGACCACGCCGUCGCCCACGGACAAGGCGGCUGGCGCGUCGCCGGCCGAGAAGGGCGGCGGGCCGCGGGGCGACGCCUGGAAGUACAGCACGGACGUGAAGCUGAGCCUCAACAUCCUGCGCGCCGCCAUGCAGGGCGAGCGCAAGUUCAUCUUCGCCGGCCUGCUGCUCACCAGCCACCGGCACCAGUUCCACGAGGAGAUGAUCGGCUACUACCUGACCAGUGCGCAGGAGCGUUUCAGCGCCGAGCAGGAGGGCGCGGGCGCGCGGGACGAGGCGUGCGCGCCGGCGGUGGGCGCGCUGCGGCCGUGCGCCACGUACCCGCAGCAGAACCGCUCGCUGUCGUCUCAAAGUUACAGCCCGGCGCGCGCCGCCGCCCUGCGCACGGUCAACACAGUGGAGUCGCUGGCGCGCGCCGUACCCGGGGUCCCAGCCGGGGGUGCGGCCGAGCCCAAGUCGCAGACCUACCCCAACGGCUUCGGGGCCGCGCGCGAAGGCCUGGAGUUCGCCGACGCGGACGCGCCGGCCGCGCGCUCGAACGGUGAGUGCGGCCGCGCGGGCCCGGGGCCGACGCAGCGGCGCUGCCAGCGCGAGAACUGCGCCUUCUACGGGCGCGCCGAGACCGAGCACUACUGCUCCUACUGCUACCGCGAGGAGCUGCGGCGCAGGCGCGACGCGCGCGGGGCCCGGCCCUGA
Molecule: messenger RNA, 2469 nt
Organism: Otolemur garnettii (small-eared galago)
Lineage: Eukaryota; Metazoa; Chordata; Mammalia; Primates; Galagidae
Gene: OTUD7A
Product: OTU deubiquitinase 7A
Exons: 12
Coding region: 1-2469 (822 amino acids)
Biological process (GO): protein K63-linked deubiquitination; protein K48-linked deubiquitination; protein K11-linked deubiquitination
Cellular component (GO): nucleus; cytoplasm
Molecular function (GO): cysteine-type deubiquitinase activity; DNA binding; zinc ion binding
Source: RefSeq, a predicted model, not a curated record